AUGGAGAAGAUUGUGUUUUAUGAAGGUCAGGACUUCCAGGGAAAGUCCUACGACUGCAAAGGAGACUCUGCGGACCUGUACAGCUACAUCCAUCGAUGCAACUCUGUAAAGGUGCAUGGUGGAUGGUGGGUCCUAUAUGAGCGCAGCAACUUCUCAGGUUACCAGUAUAUUGUUGGUCCGGGGGAGUACAAUGUCUAUGGUCAAUGGAUGGGCUUUAAUGACUGUGUCAGAUCCUGCAAGAUAAUCAAAAAUUCCAAGGGUCCAUUCAAGUUGAAGCUCUAUGGUCAACCAAACUUUAAUGGCCAGACUCUGGAGGUGACAGAAAAUAUGAAGUCCUUGAGAGAAAAAUGGCUUCAAAAAGUCAUGUCCUGUAAGGUCCUUGAGGGUUCCUGGGUUUUUUAUGAACAUCCCAACUUCAGUGGUCGGCAGUACCUGUUGGAGAAAGGGGAGUAUGGAAGUCCCUCUGAGUGGGGAGCCUUGACGGCAACUGUUGCUUCUAUCAGGAGAAUCAUGGAGCUGCCAAAAUCAGACAGCUAG
Messenger RNA from Cyprinodon variegatus (sheepshead minnow), 537 nucleotides. RefSeq names its product gamma-crystallin 2-like. NCBI's taxonomy places the organism in Eukaryota, Metazoa, Chordata, Actinopteri, Cyprinodontiformes, Cyprinodontidae. The record is from RefSeq and is a predicted model, not a curated record. Gene Ontology annotation, molecular function: structural constituent of eye lens. Bases 1 to 537 code for a protein of 178 amino acids. Gene Ontology annotation, biological process: visual perception; lens development in camera-type eye. The transcript is spliced from 3 exons.